This is a messenger RNA of Leucoraja erinaceus (little skate), 5430 nucleotides long. It is a transcript of the gene wnt5b, whose product is annotated as wingless-type MMTV integration site family, member 5b. Gene Ontology annotation, biological process: canonical Wnt signaling pathway; neuron differentiation; multicellular organism development. Gene Ontology annotation, molecular function: frizzled binding; cytokine activity. Gene Ontology annotation, cellular component: extracellular region. The record is from RefSeq and is a predicted model, not a curated record. The transcript has 5 exons. Bases 1137 to 2291 code for a protein of 384 amino acids. Lineage: Eukaryota; Metazoa; Chordata; Chondrichthyes; Rajiformes; Rajidae.
UGUGUGGGUGGAGCGGCGGUGCGCAGGCGCGCCUGGCUGUCUCAGGUAGCAGCGCUGGGCUGCGCUCAGUUGGAGCAGCGAGCAGCAGCGUCCUGUUAAUCCAGCCUGUCCCACUCCGGCCAGCGCCGCUCGGACACUGCCUCCUGCACACAGAUCGACCAGCGACCAUUUAUCGGGAGGAAGGAGAGAGAAACCUUCCAGUUGGAGCAGGAGAGGGAUUGAAAAACACAGGCAAAAAAAAAAGUUGCUGCAAAACUCCUACUAAACUUUGCAAAAGUUUCAACUCCAUCUUCAACUAUAAGUUGCAGCACUUCAGAGUCAUUUGUGGACUCGGCUGAGAGUGAGCCCAAUUGUUCCAGCAUUGGAUGCGUUGCUGUCGAAGUGGGGGUACAUGUUGCAGCGACUGGGAUAGAUAGAUAGUGUGUGAGUGGCUCCGGGCGACUGGAGAAAGGGGAGAGCGGAUUGAAUCGCGUUGCUGCCGCUGGAAGAGGUCGUUUAAAGCAAACAAAGCGAGAGCAGCGAGUGGAGGGAGGUAGCAGCGGCGCCUUGUGAGCUACUACCAGAGAGGCUCCACACUCCCCCUCGACAAUUCGUGUGACAGCCGACCGUGAAAAUGGCUGGACGGCGGUGCAACGGACCCCGGCUCUGACAGACCCGACUCGCUGGGUGAAGUGGACUCUCGCUUGUUCAAUAAACUAAGCGCAGCUCGUCGGAUAAAAGUGUACGGCCAAAGGGGACACACCAUCGGGCAUUUGUAUUACAAAAGCUCAAGGCAGAAGUUGGAUAAAAGAGACUCCAGGACGGAAAGAGUCAGAUUUGGAUUUAAAACACACACACAAAAAAAGCCCCACACAUUAGGAAAGGCCGGAGAUUGGCCGAAGGGGACGUGAGCAGAGCUGUGGAGGUAUUUGCAGGAGCGCGGGUUGUGUGAGCUCUCUUGUGGAGUUGGGCUCGAAACGUGAAAGAGUUUCACUAACAGGUGGAGGAUGCUCACACAAGCCCCAGAGUCCUGAGAACCAACUGAGAGCCAUCCCCAUCCUGACCGCUUUUGUUGCAAACAAGCAAACUGCUUUCCAAGAAAAGAAGUUCGAUUGGCCUCCAGAGCCUGGAGAUUUAGCAGACAACCGCAGCUGAGGAUGCAGAGCGCCGUGGCGGUGCGAUUGCUGGCGCGGGGAGCGCUCCAUGCGGGAUUCACCCCGGACACGAUCACCAUGACUGGGCUUCACCUCCUCUUGGCUGCCGCUCUGCUCUCCAGCUUUUCCCAGAGCUUCGUGCAGGCAAACUCCUGGUGGUCUUUGGCAAUGAACCCAAUUCAACGGCCUGAGAUGUAUAUUAUUGGCGCCCAACCUCUCUGCAGCCAACUGAACGGCCUGUCGCAGGGGCAGAGGAAGUUGUGCCAGCUGUACCAAGAUCAUAUGGUUUACAUUGGCGAGGGGGCAAAGACGGGCAUCAAGGAAUGCCAGUACCAGUUCAGGCAGAGGCGAUGGAAUUGCAGCACCGUAGAUAACACCUCCGUGUUUGGAAGGGUGAUGCAGAUAGGUAGCCGAGAGACGGCUUUCACUUAUUCUAUAUCGGCAGCAGGAGUGGUGAAUGCAAUAAGUCGUGCGUGCCGUGAAGGGGAGCUCUCAACCUGUGGGUGCAGCAGAGCUGCCAGACCCAAGGAACUUCCCCGAGAUUGGCUGUGGGGGGGCUGUGGUGACAACGCAGAAUACGGCUACAGGUUUGCCAAAGAGUUUGUGGAUGCCAGAGAGAGGGAGAAAAAUUACCCCAAAGGCUCAGAAGAUCAUGCCAGGACGCUAAUGAACCUGCAGAACAAUGAAGCUGGCAGGAGGGCUGUGUAUAAUCUGGCAGACGUGGCGUGCAAGUGCCACGGAGUGUCUGGCUCUUGCAGCCUGAAGACAUGUUGGCUUCAACUGGCUGAUUUCCGGAAGGUGGGCGAUCUGUUGAAGGAAAAGUAUGACAGUGCAGCUGCCAUGAAGAUCAACCGCAAAGGGAAGCUGGAACUGGUAAACAAUCGCUUCAACCCUCCCACGGCAGAUGAUCUCGUUUACCUCGACCAGAGCCCUGACUAUUGUGUGAAGAAUGAGACCACAGGUUCACUGGGCACCACAGGCCGCCUAUGCAACAAGACGUCGGAGGGCAUGGAUGGCUGUGAGCUAAUGUGCUGCGGGCGGGGUUACGACCAGUUCAAGACCGUACAAGUCGAAAGAUGCCAUUGUAAAUUCCAUUGGUGUUGCUACGUCAAAUGUAAAAAGUGCACCCAGAUAGUUGAUCAGUUUGUUUGCAAAUAACUCCAAAAAAAGAACCUUCUGUUGUAACGAGCGCCCAAAAGUCUUCAUUUGUCCAAGCACAAGUGCUAACGUGGUGAAUGUAUGCAUCCUUAGACUUCAGAAGAGAAACAGAAUCACUUACCAGAUAAAACGAACAUCUUUAUAAUCACUUCUAAAAGAAUAUAUGUGUAUAUAUUUAUAUAUAUAUAAUUAACUGGAUCUAGUUACUGCACUCUGCCUUUAGCUUCUCUGGAUCUCCUUGUACAGGAGUGUAGCAAUAAUGACCAAGUCUUGUCUGCUGACUAUUUAUUGAAGAUGAGGUCACAAAAUUUUGCAUUCUGACCUAAUUUAAUUCAGUCUUGAAAGCCAUCUUUUGUCUUCUCCUCCCAUCACCAUUUUCACCAGCUACUUCAUUAAAGUACCGUAUCUGUUGUAAAUAAACAAGCAGCAGCCUAACACCAUUAGCCUGGACUGCUCACAAACAAGGAACCUUACAAGUGAACUGAAAGAGAAAGGAAAAUGAUCCUGUAAGGCGUCGGUACCAGUUUGCGUUAAUCCAUUUUAAGUUGCUUGAUCUUUUUUCUUUCAAAUAGCUGUUCGUGUAUUUUGUAUUUUGCAACUUAAUAACCUGCACUGUUGUUUUGCAAAAUUUAUUAUCCAUCUUUGCAAGGUUCUUGAAUACCUUUUCCUUACAUUCUGCACAAAUGUGUAUAUAUGCUUGUACUUAAAACAUGUGCCAGAAUGAACACAGGCAUGUCCCUCCCAAUUAUACUGCGACUUCAAUUUGUGCAAAGAUACAUAUUUUAAGAUUAAAUAUCGUUUGGUUGCAUAGAAUGUUAUAAAUAUUAUUUUUCUCUAAUAAUAGUUAAAAUUUAAUGAUGGAAACGCAGUUUUAAAAUAAAAUGUGGAAAUUGAAAAUGCGGAUACUACACUUGUGAGAAUAAAACCAAAUGAGAAACAAACUUAAUAAAACAUAUUCUCAAAAAGCUAAAACUCAAAGAUGACUGUCCAAAAACAACAUCUUUUCAUUUGCUAAUAUCUAUUGACUUUUAAUGUGUCAAUGUCUUUUUGUCAGCUGAUGAUGGAUAGUAAGUUCUAAAAGUGUAAAUGAGAACCUGUAUAUACUUAAUUAAUAGAGACAUUGAGCAGGAGUCGGUCAUUUUGCCCUUUAAGCCUGCUCUACCAUCGUAUUACCAUUUUCCUGCCCUCUCUCUUGAUGCCUGCGUAUCUAGAAAUCUAUCUAUCCCUUAAAUGUAUUGUGACUUCUACAGCUUCACCACCCUUUGAAGGAAUACAUUUCCAUUCAUCUCAGCCUUAAGUAUUGUCAAGGUAAACGCCCUACAUCUAGCCAAUUCACCUCUGACAGGAUUUUGCUUGUUUCCAUGCAAUCUCUCAAUUGUUUUUAGCUCUAGUGAAUAUAGUCAAUCCGAUCUCGCAUCGUACAACAAUCCCACCGUGCCAGGAUUCAAUCUGAUGAGCCUCCCUCUGCAGCAAAUACAUUUCUUAAUUCGGGAAACACAAAGUAUUCACACAAUACUGCAGAUGGCGGCACAGUGGUAGAGUUACUGCCUUACAGCGCCAGAGACCCCGAUUCCAUCCUGACUAUGGCUGCUGUCUGUACUGAGUUUGUACGUUCUCCCCGUGACCUGGGUGGGCUUACUCUGGAAAGUUCCAGUUUCCUCCCACACUCCAAAGACGUACAGGUUUGCAGGUUAAUUGGUUUGGUAAAAUUGUAAAAACUGUCCCUAGUGUGUAGGAUGGUGUUAGUGUGUGGGAAUCGCUGGUCGGUGUGGACUCGGUGGGCCGAAGGGCCUGUUUCCGCGCUGUAUCUCUAAACCAAACUAAACUAAAAUGUGGUCACUAAAGCCCUGUAUAAUUGUAAUAAGAAUGUAAUAAGAAAUAUUUGCUUUUAGUGACCAGGAUAAUUGAACUCCAGAUCCCUUUUCCCAACAACAUAUCUCAAUCUAUCGAAAUAAUGUUACUGCUUUCUUUUUUUUUGCAAAGUCGACUUAUCCAUAUUAUAUUAGAUCUGUAUAUGCUCACAAUUGUCUUCAAGUCUCGAUAUCAUCCUCAAAACUUCAGCAAGUUAAAUGUUAGUUGGCAAAUGUCACCUUUCAUCCAUCCAUCCAAUCCAUCCAAUCUUUGGAUGUGUAUUGUGAAUCACUGGCACCAGGCACUCACUCCCCCUGUGGUAACCUACUGCCACCCUGAAAGGAAUCAUUUAUUCCUACUGUUUCUUGUCUGUCAACCAAUUUUCAAUCCCUGCCAGUAUAUUACACCCAAUCCCAUGUGCAAUCAUUGUGCAAUCUAACAUGUGGAAGUUUAUCAAAAGCCGUCUAAAAAUCCAAAUACAUCACAAUAAUUGGGUUUUCCUCUCUACCAAUACAUCGCCAAAAACUCCAGUAAGUUCGUCAAACACGAUUUUCCUUUCAUAAAUCAAUGUGGACUUUGUCUAACUAUGAUGGGGGUUUUUAAUGUCCAGUUAUAAUAUCCUUGAUAAUCACAUUGUAAAUGUCUUUGGUCGUUGUGGACUCGGUCUGAAGAAGGGUCUCGACCCGAAACAUCACCUAUUUCCUUCGCUCCAUAAAUGCUGCCUCACCCGCUGAGUUUCUGCAGCAUUUUUGUCUACCUUCGAUUUUUCCAGCAUCUGCAGUUCCUUCUUAAACAUUGAAACAGUCUUUAGCCUUUUCCUCACUGAUGAAGAUAGACUAAAUCGGCUGUAGAGUCAAAGAUAUACAUCAUGGAAACAGGCCCUUGGGUCCACCUUGUCCAUGCCGACCAAGUUGGCAUACUGGGCGAAUACUAUUUGUAGUUUAAUGCUUUCUCUCAAUACUAGUGUAAUUAUUGGGAUUAUCAAUACCACCCUCUAAUCUGCAGGAGCCAUUUCUCAAUAUGUAUUGACUUUUGGAAGAUGAUAACCAAUGUAACCAUUAUUUUCAUGGCUAUUUUUAAAAAAUAUUCUGGAUGCAACCCUGUGGAUUUUAUGACCUUAGUUUCUCUGGCACUUUUCACCCCUUAUUGAUUCCCCUCACUUCUUUUCAUUAUACUGUAUAUCAGAUGGAAUAUUUGUGACAUCUAGUAAUCUUACACCUGUGUGUUAAUGCACUAUCUGCAAAAACUUUGAAAUUGUUUGAAAGAAUAAAAUAAAUGUGGGAGUCGA